Messenger RNA from Symbiodinium sp. CCMP2592, 1518 nucleotides. The record is from the annotation of a GenBank genome assembly. NCBI's taxonomy places the organism in Eukaryota, Dinophyceae, Suessiales, Symbiodiniaceae.
AUGCUUCAUGUUCUCAUGCCAUCCGGUGAGGAACUGGCCGCCAUCCCUACUGCAGAUUUAAGCACUGUCCAGAGUCUGAAAAAAGACUUGCAGAAGAUCUGCGGUGUUCCGCGUUUUCGGCAGAAGAUUCUGCACGACGGCAGUGCUUUGGAGGAAGACAUGUGCCUUGACACUUCAAUGGAGAGUGUGCUUCUGGUCUUAGUGACGUUCUGCGCAGCUUCGGAAGACGAGAUCGAGGAGCUCGUUUAUUCCCCUUGCGAUGGCUCUGUCGAGGACGUGGAAAAAGUCUUGCAGCGGUCCAUAGACCCAAAUGCAACUACUGCCGACGGCAAAACAGCUCUGAUGCAGGCAUCUCAAGAUGGCUACACAGACAUUGUGCAGUUGCUCUUGGAAGCUCGUGCUGAUAUGGACAUGGCCGACCAUGAUGGCGUCACACCCCUGCUUGCCGUGUCUCGCGAAGGUGGGGAGGACAUGGUCCGCUGGCUCCUGGCCGCCAGAGCAGAUUUAAACAAGGCGGACAGCAAUGACUGCACACCUUUGGUCGGUGCCUUUCAAGAAAUGCAAAUUGACAUUGCACGGCUGCUGGUGCAUGCUGGUGCUGGUACUGGUCCAGGUCCUCAAGGAAACGAGUUGCUCCACAGCGAAUGCUCUGAGGGCAACCUGGAGGUUGUUCGAUUGCUCUUGGAGGCGAAGGUUGACCCCAAUACUGCAACUGUGGACGGCGCGACAGCUCUUAUAGCUGCAAGCGGUGAAGGUCAUCAAGAAAUCGUGCAGAUGUUAUUGACCUCGAAGGCAGAUGCAAACCGUAUUGAUGACAAUGGCUUCACUGCACUCUUCCUGGCAGCCCAAAACAAGCACUCGGAAGUUGUUCGCCUGCUGGUGCAGGCUGGUGCUGAUCCUGAUAAGGAGGUCAUGGGGACCACCGCGCUUGCCAGUGCGAUUGUGGACGACUCUGUCGAGGUUGUGCGCUGGCUCCUGCAUGCAAAGGUUGCAGUCGACCAGGUGAACGAGGACGGCCAGACUCCGUUGAACACGGCAUGUUCCUUUGGCCAUGUGGAGGUCGUGCGAUUGUUAGUGCAAGCUGUGGUUGACAGAAUAGGCCCCGUGGGCCUGGACCGCGUGGACAAAUGCGGUGGCUACACUGCUCUACAUUGCGCAGCUAUCCACAAGUUCUUUUCAGUGGCUCGUGUGCUCGUCGAGGCCGGGGCCAGCAAAGACAUAGAAGACGACAUGGGUUAUAUACCUUCUGACUAUGCAAAGGAUGACGACAUGACCAAGCUUCUGGCCACGGACAGGCCGAGCAAAAGAGAUAAGGACGAGUGUAGCGAAGCAUUCGAGAGCGACAUCGGAGACGAAGAGGAGGUCGGCAGCGAACCCAAGGAGAAAUAUGAGAAAUGUAGCCUAGGCCUAGACAGCGAGGAGAAUGCGCCGACAGGUCAGGCAGAGGCUGCCGCCCGCACUUACGUGGCAGGAUUACUGUCGCCAUUUAUCGCCAGUCCCUCCAAGGGGAAGCGGUGA